This is a messenger RNA of Galdieria sulphuraria, 376 nucleotides long. RefSeq lists its product as uncharacterized. The transcript has 3 exons. The record is from RefSeq and is a predicted model, not a curated record. NCBI's taxonomy places the organism in Eukaryota, Rhodophyta, Bangiophyceae, Galdieriales, Galdieriaceae. Bases 32 to 349 code for a protein of 105 amino acids.
UCAUUAUUCACUUUGGGACUUUUGCGGAGUGAUGACUGGAAUGAACCACCCAACAACUUUUUCUUCUCUACAGCAAACAACAAACCAAGAAACUGAUAUUUCUUCCAGAAACUAUCAUACCUUUCCUUAUAUACACCUAAGUGAACUUGAAAAUCUGCUUCAUUAUCACUAUGAACCCAUCAAAGGAUCCUUAGCAAGGGACCACCUUGCCAACGAAAGAACUUGUAGUUGUGGACUUUUUGAAAAAGAAUUUGGUUGGAAGAGUUAUUUCGUUCGUUUUAAUUGCACUCGGGGCUUUCUGCUCCACCUAUGCUGCUGUUCGUUACUACAAACUUAUGAAGCUUAUUGAAAACCGUCAAUUCUCAGUGGAAAUAAU